Messenger RNA from Euleptes europaea (tarantolino), 2168 nucleotides. It is a transcript of the gene ABCF3, whose product is annotated as ATP binding cassette subfamily F member 3. The coding region runs from base 22 to 2160 and encodes 712 amino acids. Gene Ontology annotation, molecular function: ATP binding; ATP hydrolysis activity. NCBI's taxonomy places the organism in Eukaryota, Metazoa, Chordata, Lepidosauria, Squamata, Sphaerodactylidae. The transcript has 21 exons. The record is from RefSeq and is a predicted model, not a curated record.
CCCCGAGGAGGCCGGGCGGCGAUGGCGGCCUCCUGCGCCGAGAUCUUGCGGAGGGAGUUCCCGGAACUCGACGGGGAGAUGUUCGACUACGUGACCGGUGUCCUCCAUAGUGGCGGCUCAGACUUUGAAUCUGUGGAUGAUCUGUUUGAAGCCGUCGGGGAGCUCUUGCAGGACGUGUCCAGAGACUCCAAAGAUGACGAGGACAUCCGUGCUAUCUGCCAGCAGAUGUACAACGUCCUUCACCUGGACAGUGAGAACUCCCAGGGAGACAGGCAGGUACUCCUGGAGGCCCCAAUCCAACUUUCUCAGAUCACAGAUAAUUACGAUUCUGGUUUGGACCUGCUGCCAGGGCUGUGGCUGAAGAGAGAUCAGAACUCAGUGGUGAACACCAAGAAGCUGGAGAAGGCUGAGGCUCGCCUGAAAGCCAAGCAGAACAGGAAGCAAGAGCGAGAUUCUGUGAAGUCCUGCAACCCAUUAGUUCUCGAGGAGGCGUCCGCCAGCCAAGCUGCCAGCAAGAAGGAGACCCGCCUGGAAACCUCGGGCAAGAACAAGUCCUACGACGUCCGCAUCGAGAACUUUGACGUGUCCUUCGGUGAGCGCGUCCUCCUUACAGGCGCGGAGCUGAACUUGGCCUACGGCCGGCGGUACGGGUUGGUAGGCCGGAACGGCCUGGGCAAGACCACCCUGCUGAAGAUGAUUGCCAGCCGCAACCUGCGGAUCCCCUCGCACAUCAGCAUCCUCCACGUGGAGCAGGAAGUGGCGGGUGACGACACGCCAGCCCUGCAGAGCGUGCUGGAGUGUGACACCACCCGGGAAAGCCUGCUGAAGGAAGAGAAGGUGCUGACAGCCCAGGUCAACUCUGGAAGGGCAGAUGGUACUGAAGGCUCCAGGCUCUCCGAAAUCUACGCCCGGCUGGAAGAGAUUGAGGCGGACAAGGCCCCAGCAAGAGCAUCUGUCAUUCUGGCUGGGCUGGGAUUCAGUGCAAAGAUGCAGCAGCAGACAACCAAAGAGUUCUCAGGAGGUUGGAGAAUGAGGCUGGCUUUAGCCCGUGCCCUCUUCGCCAGGCCUGACCUCUUACUGCUUGAUGAGCCGACCAACAUGCUGGACGUGAAGGCGAUCAUCUGGCUGGAGAAUUAUCUGCAGACAUGGCAAUCGACCAUCCUGGUGGUGUCCCAUGACCGGAACUUCCUGAACGCCGUGGCCACUGACGUCAUCCACCUGCACUCACAGCGGCUCGACAGUUACCGUGGUGACUUUGAGAACUUCGUCAAGAUCAAGGAGGAGAGGCUGAAGAACCAGCAGCGGGAGUACGAGGCCCAGCAGCAGUAUCGCGAGCACAUCCAGGUCUUCAUUGACCGUUUUCGCUAUAACGCAAACCGGGCAUCUCAAGUCCAGAGCAAACUCAAGCUGCUGGAGAAACUACCCAAACUGAAGCCAGUAGACAAGGAAUCUGAUGUGAUAUUGAAGUUCCCUGACGGCUUCGAGAAGUUUUCUCCUCCCAUCUUGCAGUUGGACGAAGUGGACUUCUACUACGAGCCCAGCCACUACAUCUUCCACUCCCUCUCAGUCUCUGCUGACCUGGAGUCCCGCAUCUGCGUGGUAGGGGAGAAUGGAGCCGGCAAGUCCACGAUGUUGAAGAUCCUGAUGGGAGACCUGGCACCGGUCCAAGGCAUUCGGCACGCCCACAGGAACCUGAAGAUCGGCUACUUCAGUCAGCACCACGUCGAUCAGCUCGACCUGGACAUCAGUGCCACAGAGUUACUCGCCAAGAAAUUCCCAGGGAAGACCGAGGAGGAAUACCGUCAUCAGCUGGGGUGCUAUGGAGUGUCCGGAGAGCUAGCGGUCCGCCCUGUAGCCAGCCUGUCUGGAGGCCAGAAGAGCAGGGUGGCGUUUGCCCAGAUGACUAUGCCUUGCCCCAACUUCUAUAUCCUGGAUGAGCCGACGAACCACCUCGACAUGGAGACCAUUGAGGCCUUGGCAAAUGCACUCAACAAAUUCCGGGGGGGCCUGAUCCUUGUUUCCCACGACGAGCGCUUCAUCCGGCUGGUGUGCCAGGAGCUGUGGGUGUGCGGUAACGGCACUGUGCAGCGCAUCGACGGCGGCUUUGAAGAGUACAGGAACAUCCUACAGGAGCAGUUCCGGAAGGAGGGCUUUUUAUAAAGCGGCCG